Raphanus sativus (radish) is the source of this 1092-nucleotide messenger RNA. RefSeq names its product F-box/kelch-repeat protein At4g38940-like. Gene Ontology annotation, molecular function: protein binding. The transcript has a single exon. Lineage: Eukaryota; Viridiplantae; Streptophyta; Magnoliopsida; Brassicales; Brassicaceae. Bases 1 to 1092 code for a protein of 363 amino acids. The record is from RefSeq and is a predicted model, not a curated record.
AUGUCUAGGGCAGAGAAGAGGCAGCCGCCGUCGGAUCCGAUUACGUCACUUCCCGAGGACAUCGCCUUUGACAUCUUAGCGCGUGUACCGAGACGCGACUAUCCAAGAGUCUCCCUCGUUACGAAACUCUUCCGCUCACUCGUUUCAUCGCCUGAGGUAUACGCGAGACGAUCUUCCUUGGGUUGCACUGAACGCUGUCUCUAUGUUACAGUCCUUAACCUCGACAAGGUCCGUUUGUAUACCCACAACAUCGGCCACCACCGCUUGGUCCUCAUCCCUGGGCUUCCCGCUUUGCCUUGGUGUGAAAGCCUUGUGGCAGUAGGUUCGAGGAUAUACGUGUUUGGUGGGCUUAACGUUGAUGACUUGAAGAAGACAUCGAGUGCUUUCAGCAUCGACUGCAGAUCUCAUACUGUUCAACCCCUCCCGAGCAUGCCGUUCCCCAUGUGUGACACAGUCGCUGCCUUUAUGGAUGGGAGGAUCUACGUAAUUGGAUCUGAUGGCUCCUCCUCAGAGUCAAAGAAGGUGGUGGUGUUCAAUACCGAAACACAAACGUGGGAGCCUGAGAUGACAACAACGAAGCCAGCAGGGAUGGAGAUAGGUAACUUGAUGACGGAUGCGGUGGUGAUGGGUGGUAAGAUGUACAUGAGGGAUCAUCGGAAGAGCUUUGUUUACGAUCCAAAGGAAAGCAAAUGGGAAAUGGACAAGGUGCUGAGUUCCAAGGAGUGGUGGAAGGCGUGUGUCGUUGAUGAUGUUUUGUACUACCACGAUUCUCGUAAGAACAAGUUGAGAUGGUAUGACCCGAAGCAGAGGUGUUGGGGAGUGGUGAAAGGUGUGGAAGAGUUGUUGGCUCAGACGCUUGAUUUUGGGAAUAUAGAUUCUGUGUGUUACGGUGGGAAGCUGGUUUUGCUGUGUCCUAAAGGACGAGGUAAGAGUAUGGAUCAAGUAAGGACGGAGGUUUUUUUUGUUGAGAUUUCUCUGGAAAGACGCAAAAGAGGUCAGAUGUGGGGUGAAGUUGAUCACUCGUGUGAUCUUGGUUUAACUGUUCCUGGUGGUCAAUUUAACAUUAGUAGACCUCUUUUUCUUGUGGUUUGA